AUGAACUUCUCUCAAGUUGCCCUUAUCGCUGCCCUUGUCGGGUCUGCUUCCGCCUUCACCCCCGUCUCCCAACAAGGAGUUUCGACCGCCCUUUUCAACGGACCAACCAUUGGAGCCGGAGGUAUGGCCGAUACCCGUGACCCCGAUGCCUUGGAACACGAAGAUGCCCGCAAGUCCAUCUCCGCCGCUCCUUCGUUCGAGGAAUACUUGAAGAUGCGUGACGGUGGAGGUGCCGCACCUGCUGCUGCCGCUCCUGCCCCAGCUGCCCCUGCUGCUGCUGCCCCUGCCCCAGUUGCCGCCCCUGCUGCCCCUAAUGCCUCAGGUCUUUCUUACGGAAAGUACGACGGUGAAAUGUGGGACAUGGAUGCCAAGACCGAGAUCUACAACGCCUGGGACCCCAAUUCCCCUCGUUCUCCCAUGAACUUCAACCCCUUCGAGACUUGGGACGGUAACUCACCCGAUGCCAGUGGUUUCUACCCUGGUGAAGGCCGAUACAAGGACCCCGCUCGCCCAAAUGUCAACUUUGAAAUCAUGAUGGCCGAACGUGAAUUGUCUGAUGCCCGUAAUGCCAACCCCAAGCCAGGUGAUGUCCCAGGAUGCCCAGGAUGCAGAAACUAA
Cylindrotheca closterium is the source of this 618-nucleotide messenger RNA. The record is from the annotation of a GenBank genome assembly. NCBI's taxonomy places the organism in Eukaryota, Bacillariophyta, Bacillariophyceae, Bacillariales, Bacillariaceae.